This is a messenger RNA of Paramuricea clavata, 810 nucleotides long. The record is from the annotation of a GenBank genome assembly. Lineage: Eukaryota; Metazoa; Cnidaria; Anthozoa; Malacalcyonacea; Plexauridae.
AUGUUUAUCGAAGUUUUUGUGACAUUGUUUCUCGUUUGGUACUUCAUCACUGCCUACAUGACGAGAAAGAACAUGCCUGCCGGACCAUUUCCCUAUCCCUUAGUUGGAAACAUUCCCCAAAUCAUCUCUGCAGAUCCUGCCAGACCAUUUGAUAAACUAGCUGAGAAAUAUGGAGAUAUUUUCACAGUUACAUUUCCAAUGGGUACUGCUGUUAUUUUGAAUACAGCAACCCUAGCGCAUGAGGCAAGGCUUACCCCCGGGAGACAAGAAGAUCUUAUGGGAAAAGAACCACAAUCUAUAUAUCCUUUUACGGUGAUAAUGGGUGAUACUUUAAGCACAUGUGAUUACACGCCUGUAUAUCUUUUUCAGAAGAAAGUAUUCGUAUCAGCAAAGCAUAUGUUUGGCGCUGGGAUGGAGCAAUCCUUGAACCACGCCAGCCACUCUGUUAAAAUUGCGAUGAAAGAAAUCGAAGAUGAAUGGGGCAGACCUUUUUCACUUAAGAAACUUAUCGAGUCUUCUACUUUGGUACAAUUUUGGGAGUGGCUUACAUCGAAGAAGAUAGCGUUGAAUGACGAAAUUGUCAAUGAAAUCAACGAACUCGCAGUGAUUAUUACCAAACAAACAUUAUUUAAUACAUUGUAUCAGCUGUUACCAUUCCUAUCUUAUCUACCGACGCGAUUUUCGCAAGAGAUAACGAAAGCACAAGAGAUUAAAAACACGAUUUUUCCCCCGGAAUACAGAGCCCAUCAGGAAAGCUACAUUUCAGGCAUCAUACGAGAUCUCACAGAUAGUUUCAUCAGUGCUUAUUAA